Molecule: messenger RNA, 978 nt
Organism: Cyanidioschyzon merolae strain 10D
Lineage: Eukaryota; Rhodophyta; Bangiophyceae; Cyanidiales; Cyanidiaceae
Product: 26S proteasome regulatory subunit RPN11
Exons: 1
Coding region: 1-978 (325 amino acids)
Biological process (GO): protein deubiquitination; proteasome-mediated ubiquitin-dependent protein catabolic process
Cellular component (GO): proteasome regulatory particle, lid subcomplex
Molecular function (GO): protein binding; metallopeptidase activity; proteasome binding
Source: RefSeq, a predicted model, not a curated record
AUGGAUCGGGCGAACCACUUAUUUCUCCCUAUUCAAGGUGCAGAUGUUGCCGCAGCGGGGGCGGAUAUCCCACAAAGCGAUACCUCGGAGACGGUGUACCUCUCAUCGCUGGCGCUGCUGAAAAUUCUCAAGCACGCACGUGCGGGUGUUCCCAUGGAAGUCAUGGGUUUGCUUCUCGGCGAGUUUGUUGAUGACUGGACGAUAAACGUCGUAGACUACUUCGCUAUGCCGCAAUCGGGUACUGGCGUGUCUGUCGAGGCCAUUGACGCCGUGUAUCAGCAGCAGUUUCUGGAAGCGCUGCAGCAGACCGGUCGGCACGAGGUCGUCUGCGGCUGGGGUCACAGCCACCCUGGCUUUGGUUGCUGGCUGUCUGGCGUUGAUGUGAAUACGGCGCAGUCAUUCGAAGCGUUGAACGCUCGAGCGGUAUCCCUUGUCGUGGAUCCUAUCCAGUCUGUGAAAGGCAAGGUAGUCGCGGACACUUUCCGGACCUUGAACCCUCAGCUUGCCAUCCUUGGCAUGGAGCCGCGACAGACGACCAGUAACGCGGGUAGUUUGAACAAGCCUUCCAUCCAGGCACUGAUUCACGGGCUUAAUCGCCACUACUAUUCCCUGAGAAUGGAGUACAAACUGAAUGAUUUGGAAAGAAAGAUGCUUCUGAAUCUAAAUAGACCCAAGUGGACGCGAUCGCUUUCGUCGCGGGACCAAGAUCGCCAGCGGGAACAUAGUGAAACCACGUUGAAGGACAUGGUGUCCUUAUCCAAACUCUACACAGACAUGGUGAAGGAGGAGCUGCGUUCUCGAUCGAAGGAGGAGCUCGCGGUGUCGCGCGUUGGCAAACUUGAUGCAAAGCGUCGCCUAGCGGACGGCGUGAAGAGGCUCUGUGACGAGAACUGCCAUCAGAUGCUCACAAUGAACCUGCUGAAGGCGCUUGUCUUCCCGAAAGCGGCGGGUCUACAGAGCACUGCAUCCAGCAGCUAG